Racocetra persica is the source of this 710-nucleotide messenger RNA. Lineage: Eukaryota; Fungi; Glomeromycota; Glomeromycetes; Diversisporales; Gigasporaceae. The record is from the annotation of a GenBank genome assembly.
AAAUGAUUGAGAAAACUCGACUAAAAUUAAGAGAAUUAGAAAUUAAAAAAACUGCUCUGGAAAAAGAAAAGGGCCAAGAAAUUGAAAAAGAAUUGGCCCAAGCCGAACGAGAAUUGGUUAUUUAUCAGCAAAAAGAAAUUGAUCUCACUAAGGCGGCCGAAUUAAGAUAUUCAACUAUUCCAACUAACCAAGCCAAAGUCAGAGAAUUAGAGUCCCGUGCUCGCAGUAAUGUAUUAAGAAAAUAUUUUAUCAAUCGUGAAGACAUUGCGUUAACCAUUGCUCAGAAGUAUGAUUUGCCAAUUGGCAAAAUCUUAGAUAGCGAGCAGCAAAAAUUGCUUUUCUUGUCGGCUAUUCUCCAACAAAGAGUAAAAGGCCAAAAUGCGGCUUUACGAACCGUUAGCGAAGCCAUUUUUCGGGCCCGAGCGGGGGUUCAGGACCCCAAUCGCCCCUUAGCAUCUUUUCUUUUCGUAGGUCCAACCGGAGUAGGCAAAACCGAAGUGGCUUUGACAAUUGCCGAACAACUUUUUGACCAAAAAAAAAAUCUCAUUCGUUUGGAUAUGACCGAAUUUUCCGAGCCACAUUCAAUUAGUAAAUUAAUCGGUUCUCCUCCGGGCUAUAUUGGUUUUGAAGAUAAACCCCGCCUAGAAAUUGUGCGAGAAAAAAUGCAUAGUGUCGUGCUCUUUGAUGAAAUAGAAAAGGCUCAUCCUGAA